Messenger RNA from Corythoichthys intestinalis (scribbled pipefish), 5847 nucleotides. It is a transcript of the gene galnt2, whose product is annotated as UDP-N-acetyl-alpha-D-galactosamine:polypeptide N-acetylgalactosaminyltransferase 2. Gene Ontology annotation, molecular function: polypeptide N-acetylgalactosaminyltransferase activity. The transcript has 16 exons. Gene Ontology annotation, cellular component: Golgi apparatus. Bases 447 to 2126 code for a protein of 559 amino acids. The record is from RefSeq and is a predicted model, not a curated record. NCBI's taxonomy places the organism in Eukaryota, Metazoa, Chordata, Actinopteri, Syngnathiformes, Syngnathidae. Gene Ontology annotation, biological process: protein O-linked glycosylation.
CUGGCGCCCCUAGCGUCCCAAUAUAGUACAGCGGCGGACAGCCUGUAGCACGAACGCACAUCCUCGCUGCUCGCUCUCCUCCAUGAGCUCCACUGAAACACUCAUUCCAAGCAAUUCCUUCUAGAUUCGCUCGUGUCUUUUAUCAGGACUCGAUGACGAUACGCCCCUCGACUCGCUAGCAGCACCGAGCCCUCCUCCAACAGCGACGUUAUCCGAUGUUUGAUUGGAUUAAAGCGGGUUAGCCUUUGCCCUCUCACCCCCUUGUUGAAUUUUGGCUAGCUGCUUCCUGCUCCCACCUCCCGGAGGAUCAAGAACUGAGGACCGAGCGGCGAAGUGCCCUCCGCGGAGACGACUGACGCCGCCGUCGCCGCCGCUGCAAUCACUACAAGCGAAGCCCGAGCCGAGCAACCGAGCACUCGGCAGGCGGACGACACUAGGAGACAGCCAUGCGGAGGAAAUCCAGGAUAUUGUUAUGUUUUGCGGUGCUUUGGGUGCUCGGGAUAGCCUACUACUUCUACUCAGGGACGGCAUUGGGAAGAAAGGAUGACUGGGACUCUAGUGACUCGUCAGGCCGAAACAAAGCUCGUAACUCUGAUGACAAGACUCACAGUCUGGAGGUUCUGCCGCCUGGUAAGGUUCGUUGGCAGGACUUUGACCAAGAUCUGUACGUUGGAGCCACAGUGGUCCGACCAGGUCAGGACCCGUAUGCCAGAAACAAGUUCAACCAGGUGGAGAGCGAUAAGCUCCGUAUGGACAGAGCUGUACCGGAUACCAGACAUGACCAUUGCAGACAUAAGCAAUGGAAAUCAGAACUUCCGGCUUCGAGUGUGGUUAUUACCUUCCACAAUGAAGCCCGCUCUGCACUACUGCGCACUGUUGUCAGUGUUUUGAAGAAGAGUCCAGCUCACUUGGUGAAAGAGAUCAUCUUAGUUGAUGACUACAGUGAUAAUGCGGAGGAUGGAGCACUCCUGGGCAAGAUGGAGAAAGUUCGCGUGCUGAGAAACGACCGCAGAGAAGGACUGAUGCGCUCGAGGGUUCGUGGUGCAGAUGCUGCCACGGCGCCAGUCCUCACCUUCCUGGACUCCCACUGUGAAUGCAAUGACCACUGGCUUGAGCCACUCUUGGAGAGAGUAGCUGAGGAUAAGACCAGAGUGGUUUCUCCCAUAAUUGAUGUCAUCAACAUGGACAACUUCCAGUAUGUGGGAGCUUCCGCUGAUCUCAAAGGAGGUUUCGACUGGAAUUUGGUAUUUAAAUGGGAUUACAUGACUCUGGACCAGAGACGAGCAAGACAAGGCAACCCUAUUGCCCCCAUAAAGACUCCCAUGAUAGCAGGAGGUCUGUUUGUCAUGGAUAAGGAAUACUUUGAGCUUUUGGGGAAAUAUGACAUGAUGAUGGAUGUUUGGGGAGGAGAAAAUCUGGAAAUCUCAUUUCGCGUGUGGCAGUGCGGCGGAAGUCUGGAAAUCAUCCCGUGCAGCCGAGUCGGGCACGUUUUCAGGAAGCAGCACCCCUAUACCUUCCCUGGAGGCAGCGGCACUGUCUUUGCAAGGAACACCAGAAGAGCUGCUGAGGUGUGGAUGGAUGAGUUUAAAAAUUUCUACUACGCCGCCGUUCCUUCGGCGAGAAAUGUGCCCUAUGGAAACAUCCAGAGUCGGUUGGAUAUGAAGAAGCGUUUAGCCUGUAAGCCCUUUAAAUGGUACCUGGAGAAUGUCUACCCUGAGCUGCGCGUCCCGGACCACCAAGACAUCGCUUUUGGGGCCCUGCAGCAAGGCGGGAACUGCCUCGACACACUUGGGCAUUUCGCUGACGGCGUGGUCGGCGUUUACGAGUGCCACAACGCAGGUGGAAAUCAGGAGUGGGCAUUGACGAAGGAUAAAUCCGUCAAGCACAUGGACUUGUGUCUGACUGUGGUGGACAGAACGGCCGGCUCCCUCAUCAAACUGCAGGGCUGUCGAGACAAUGACAGCAGACAGAAAUGGGAGCAGAUCGAGUCCAACUCCAAGCUUCGUCACGUGGGAAGCAACCUGUGUCUGGACAGCCGCAGUGCCCGCAUGGGUGGUCUCACUGUGGAGGUGUGCAGUCCCAACUUGAGCCAGCAGUGGAAGUUCACCCUCAAUUUACAAUCUUAGGGGACAGCACCACCAUCAGACACCAAAACACCAACUGACUUCAAGGAGAAAGACAAAAUGCCAAUGGCUCUGUCUCGCUCCUCCGAAGGGUUCUGAGGUCAUUUUUACACCCCCACCGAUUUCCUCCAAAUACAGACUAGCGGAGGACCUGUAGACCUUGAACAGGAAACUGACCAUAUUUAGCGGGAGGACCAGUGCUGGUGACGCUGAUGAAGAUGAGGAGGAUUCAAGCGAUGAAGAAUGCUUUCCAUCCAACGACUACAUACCUCAGUGUUUUUCUCAUUGAUGGUUCGGGAGGUUAAAAAAAAAAAAAUGGUGGGAAGGAACUCUGUUGUUUGUAUUUUUGGAAUGAUUUUCUUUGGAAUAUUUUAAUUACUGUUCAUUUGUGGAGCUUUUUUGUUUUGGAAAGUUUUCCGAACCGAGCCAAAACUGAUGAAAUGGAGGAAAACGAUUUGGGUUUUCUUGAUAUUGAAUCUUAUCGGUUUACUUAAUCGGUGGGGAUAUUUUUUUUAAAAUGAUUAUCUCCCCCCUUUAUAAAAGUUGACGCUUCGGAGGAAUUCUCGGAGAACCACGUCAGGCUGUAGCACUGGCUGCUGCACUUUAGCAUCUUGUUUUGUCUUUAAAGCAACAACACACACCACAAUGCUCUUAGCAGCCCCUUUUUGUUUACUUCUUUGUCUCUUACGCAAAUUGAAAAAAACAAAAAAAACCUAAACUAACUGCAAGGACAAUGAACUCUAGAGGAUUGAUGUCUUUUCUUUACUCUUGCUGCUCUUGGUGUACUCCUUUGGGAGCACCUUCGUUUUAUACAACUUGUGUUUGCAUUGCGAUUUUAUUUUGCUCAGCACAUCAAACUCAAUUUGUGUUAUUUACUAUUGCGGCGGGCACUCUCUAGAGGUAACAGGAAUAAAUAGUGGAACUUCUAUUAUCCCAACCAACUUCUAUUAGUUUCCCCAUUAUACUGAAGCACCACAUUUGGUAGGAUGUGCGUACAAUUUAUUUAUUGAGUCCCACUGGGGGGACUCAGUCACAUCUGAAAGAAUACAAGUGAAGUUUUUUAUUUGAUCAUGUUCGAAUUGAGACAUCUGUCAUAGUAUGUCAUUGAAAACAAUGUUAACAGAUGAACUCUUUCACUGCUAUUGAUUGACAAUGAUUCGCUGCCAGGCCUCCUCCCAUUGCAAAUGGAUUUGGACGUCUAUUGCCGUCGAUGGUAGUGAAAGAGUAAACGGGAAGGACGACACCUGGUGAAAAUGAGCUUCAAGUAUAUGUAAUAGAUGCAUUUGAUAGUUAAAAGGUCGACCGAUAUAUUGACUGGCCGAUGAAUUGACUUUUUUUUUCAAGAUCGGUUAUCAGCCGAUGUAGUAGGAUAAUUUUUAUGUUCACUGUUUGGGUGAUGUUCUUUAUUAUAAACAUCGGCUGAUAUAUUAGCCAGCCAAUUUAUGGACUUUUUUCAAGAUUGGCCGUUAUUUACUACAUGUAUAAAAGGACCACUGUUUUUUUUUACUGUCUGGAUGAGGAUCUUUGCAAGCUGCAAUUUUGCACCACCUAUUGGGCAGUGUUACAAAAGGAAGUAGCAGAAGAUAUAUUUAAAGGGGAAGUAAGGAUUUUUUGACAUCAGGCUUAAUGAUCAAGUUUGCGAGGGUUUAAUUAGUCGGUGGAGUUGAUUUCAACAAAUUCCUUGUAGUUUGUUAGGUAUUUGUUAUGUUCAGGGUUCCGGAGGAGCUAAGCUAGCGUGAAUCAAUUGGGCCAUCUUAGCAUGCCAUUAAAAAAAAAAACAUAUGCACACAUGUAAUUCAUCGAUGACCCAUGCAAUCAAUAGUGCUGUUUGUUUUCAGGUUAAAGUUAUUAAAACUUAAUAUUGUAUGUCAAUAAUUGCAGUAUGAUCAGCAACAUUUGUAAUUCAGAAGCUCCGCAGAGGAGCAGGGCGGAGUGGAAUCACAACGGGGGUUUUUUCACCGCUGAUUUUGUAACCGGCAGCAAGUAAACAGUUUAUAUUGUUCCUCGUUUUUCAUAGGGAAUUUGCUGAAACUUUCCCUUGCCCAUUUCUUCUAUCUGUUUCCACAGUGUCUAAAUGCACAUUUCGCCAUGUUGCCGGCCGUCAGUUAACACAGUAGACUGAUGCUGCAUUCGAGGAAGGUGGGAAGUCAGUUUCCAACCUCCAAUCUGGAAAAAUAUCAUUGGAACACCUCAACUAUUUGAUCGCUUACAAGAAGGCAGAUUUGCUGGGAGGUCAAAAUGUCUUUUGAUGGCCAAAAUAAAAAACAACUUGUAGCAAUCAGCUAUCUUUGCUGUUCAUAUUCACUUUGAACGCUUUGAGGUCGCAACUGGUACCUUCCGAGUGGGAUGAGUCCGACUUUCUCAAAUGCAGCGUAAGCAGGAGUGGCCGAAGCACUCCUCUCUAUUGUGGUCGUAUUACGCAUCUAAAAAAAAAUAGUCCUGCAGAAUGAAAUGAAUUCAGCAGUUUGGUGUGACAUUGUUUUGCCCGCAUUGGUGUUGUGGAACAAUGAUCUGCAUUUUGAAUUUAUUUGACUAUGUGUGAUCCGUUCGUAGAUCUAUAUCGUUUUUUAUUGGCAUGGUAAGAUGGGUCAUUGACUCGCGAUAGCUUAGCCUUUCCGAAGCCUUGAAACUAACAAAUUACUUGGAAAUUGCACGGAAUUUGUUGAAAUCAACUCCAUCAACUAAUCCAACCCCGCUAACUCGACGAAUAAGCCUAAUGUCAAAAAUUCUGAACUACCGCUUUAACUUCAAUUAUAUCAGUCUUUCAUAAUCAACGUACUUAAAACAAAAAAAAAAGUACAUCAUCCUCAAAUGUCUGCUUACAAAAUUGGCUCUAGGCAAUCGGCUGAUUUUAAAUCGAUAUCGGCCUUUCAAAAUCCCAUAUCGGUCGACCUCUAGUGAUAACGGGCUUUGAUGACAUCAUGAGGAAGGACGGGCAAUCUGAGAUACUAUUAUUUGCCUUUUAUUUAUGCUAUUUCAGUUGUGCAAGAUAGUUUCCGCGUGGAUGUACAUGAUAAAGGUGUUGUCUGUUCCUUUAAGAAGACUUCUUCGAAACAUCUGCGUUUGUAGACAUGUUUUCAGUCUGUAACAAGUUUCUAUACUGUUAAGCACAGUGUCAUCAAUGUAUCUACAUUUUAUUUUGAAAUAAUACUGACGAUGAAUGGUCAUCAUGGCAUGACAGCAGUACAUGUUAAAUAUGAUUUAUGAAACAAACCACUUAGAAACACACAAUUUUGUUCGUGGAUCAUAGCUAACAUGACAAAAAUGUUAUUUUUCAAAAUUUUCAAACUACUGUUUCCCAUUAUAAUUAAUAUUACAAUUUUCAGCAGCACUCAUUACAUUUUGUUCUGCUUAAUCUUCUCAUCUAAAUGUGAUCCUAUUGUGCAUCUCCAAUACAAAGUCAGGGAGGUUUAAUCAUUUAUGGAUUCAUUGUUUAUUUACAUAGACGGGAAACAUUUUCUCGGAUUUCUGUUGUUCGCCAUGAAAACGGAUGGAUUACGCACGGGAAGAUAAUUUUCGAGUUGCGUUUGACAGCUGAUUUAACUACCUUUAGUGUGCAAAAUCCAAAACUGAACUCUGUUUCCACACGGUAGAAAAAAACUGAAUACAUUUUGGAAUCAGUAUGCUAAUUUUAGUUCUAAUCGGCAUAUCACACUAAAAAAGUCAGUUGUUUUCAAAUUGUCUCUCAGUGUGUAAUCUUCUUGACUAAAGCGUGAACAUUCAA